This is a messenger RNA of Solanum stenotomum, 4503 nucleotides long. Its product is annotated as probable serine/threonine protein kinase IRE. The coding region runs from base 268 to 3780 and encodes 1170 amino acids. The record is from RefSeq and is a predicted model, not a curated record. Lineage: Eukaryota; Viridiplantae; Streptophyta; Magnoliopsida; Solanales; Solanaceae. The transcript has 17 exons. Gene Ontology annotation, biological process: intracellular signal transduction; peptidyl-serine phosphorylation. Gene Ontology annotation, molecular function: ATP binding; protein serine/threonine kinase activity.
UAACGAAUUCUGUCCAUUUCCAAUACACCCCUCUCCGUGCGUGUCACCCUCUAACUUCCCCCUUUCCCGCGAAAAUCUCCCUCUUCUUCAAACUCUUUAAUCUUCUCCCUUUAAUUAUCCCAAAAUCUGGAUUUCCCAAUCCUAAUUUCCAUUUUAGUAUCAAAUUUCUCUCACUUAAUUAACCAAAAUUGAUGAUUAGCGAUAUCAAUUACUUCUUUGAUCACCAUGCAAUUAUGAACCGGAUCGUUAAUCCUACAAUCAACUACAAUGUCGACGACUCCCGGUAAUCUCGAGCCUGAGAAAAAAAAACUAAAUCCGAUCGCCACCAGUUCACAUUCUUCCCACCGGAGCCAAGCGCCUCCGACGCCUUCAACGUCGCCUUCCGUUAAUCUGAAGCUAAGGAAGAUUCCUCCUAUACCGGGACACCAUCCAGUUGCUGAAGAUAGUCUUCCUGAUGAAGACGCUAAUGAGGAGGAAGAUCAUGAAAGCAGAAGCAAAACAUCGUUGACGAACGAGGCUUCAAUUCUCGGCCUAAACCAUAUAAGGACUCGUUCCUCUCCAUCACCUCUUAGGGCUUGCAAUUCUUUCGUUACUCCAUUUGAUGGAGUCGACAGCGUAGGCUCUAAAUCAUCCUCCGUUGUUCAACAUCCUGCUGGAAAUUCUUCCGAACAAGGUAAAAAAGUUCCAUGGAGUCAGUCAAGACCUUUGAAAGUGCCGCCACCAAGUAUUUCAAGUGCAGAGGGAAGUCAUGCAGCUUCUUCCAAGGAAAUGCAAUCUCCACGUUUUCAGGCAAUACUGCAAGCUACCAGUGGUCGUAGAAAGAGAGUUCCAGAUAUCAAAAGCUUCUCUCAUGAACUAAAUUCAAAAGGAGUCCGCCCACUUCCGUUUUGGAAGUCUCGUGCUCUAGGGCGUGUGGAAGAAAUUAUGGUGAUGGUUCGAGCAAAAUUUGACAAAUUAAAGGAAGAGGUCAAUUCUGACCUAGGCAUAUUUGCAGGAGAUGUGGUUGGGAUACUUGAGAAGACUUCAGAAUCUCAUCCUGAAUGGAGAGAGAGUUUGGAAGAUUUGCUGGUUACAGCAAGGCGUUGCACUAAGAUGCCACCAAGUGAAUUCUGGUCAAAGUGUGAAGGCAUUGUUCAGACUCUAGAUGACCACCGUCAAGAGUUACCUGUGGGAACCAUAAAACAAGCUCACACCCGCCUUCUGUUUAUUCUCACUCGUUGCACUAGACUUGUGCAGUUCCAGAAGGAGAGUGGUUAUGAUGAAGACCACAUUUUGUCUUUUCACCAACUUAGUGACCUUGGAUUUUAUCCAGAACGAAUUAGUGGAUCAAAAAGCCAGGACUUAAGUGCAAGAAGAGGUCAAAAGUUCCUAGGAUACGAGCAAAGCAAUCUGCCUGUUAAACAUGACCGCACAAAUGAAGUCAGAGAUACCUUGGCGGUUAGCACUGCAAAAAGUGUUGCUUCUUCUGCUGCAAACAGCUACAGAAUGUCGUCAUGGAAGAAGCUUCCUUCUGCAGCUGACAGAAGCUGCAGGGGCAAUGACUCUGUUGAAACCACCCCAUCCAAGGACAAGACUGAUAGUCUGCAACACAAAGAGGAGAUGGAUCAUUUUGGAAACACUCCAUUAUGCCCUCCUGAGAAUUCUGAGGAAACUUUAAAGAUUAAGAAGGUAAAUUGGGGAAUGUGGGAUCAACCUUGCUUGUCAUAUGAAGAUUCAUUUAUUUGUCGAAUAUGCGAAGUUGAAAUACCAACUGUGUACGUAGAACAGCACUCGAGAAUAUGUACGAUUGCUGAUAGAUGUGAUUUAAAGGGAUGGACAGUAAAUGAACGAUUAGAAAGGGUUGUGGAUACUCUUGAAAGAAUACUUGAAUCAUGGACUCCAAAGAGUACAGACACAGGGGCAGGAAGUCCUGAUGUAUCAAGAGGGUCUACAUUGAAUAUGCCUGAAGAGUUGAAUGCCUUGUUAGUCAAGCAGAAUGGCUUGUCUCAACGAUGCUCUGAAGACAUGCUAGAUUGUCUUCCUGAGUCUGAUAGUAGAUGUCUUCUGGAAAAUGUCAACAGCUUGACUGACACAUCUAAGAAACAGUCAUUAGCUGGGAGCUUAACACCUAGGUCACCUUUAGUGACUCCACGAACUGGUCAGAUUGAGCUGAUGCUGAGUGGACGCAUAAUGGUAUCUGAACAUGAAAGUUAUCAGCAGAUAAAUAAGCUAUUGGAUAUUGCUCGAUCAGUUUCCAAUGCAAACAACAAUGAUUACAGUACACUGGAAUACUUGCUUGACCGACUUGAAGACCUAAAAUAUGCAAUCCAGGAUAGGAAGGUGGAUGCUCUUGUUGUUGAGACCUUUGGGAGACGUAUUGAGAAACUAUUGCAGGAGAAAUAUAUAUUACUUUGUGGGCACAUUGAAGAUGAAAGAGUGGAACCAUCCAAUACCACAGGUGACGAGGACAGUUCAACAGAAGAUGAUUCAAGUCGCAGUAUGCGUGCAAGCCCUAUAAAUACAUUGUCCAAGGAACGAACAUCUAUUGAAGAUUUUGAAAUUAUAAAACCAAUCAGUAGGGGAGCUUUUGGUAGAGUUUUCCUCGCCAGGAAAAGGGCAACAGGUGACUUAUUCGCAAUCAAGGUUUUGAAAAAGGCUGACAUGAUACGCAAAAAUUCAGUAGAAAGUAUAUUGGCUGAGAGAGACAUUUUAAUAUCAGUCCGCAAUCCUUUUGUGGUCCGCUUUUUUUACUCCUUCACAUGCAGGGAGAACCUUUAUCUGGUCAUGGAGUACCUAAAUGGUGGGGAUCUUUUUUCAUUGCUGAGAAAUCUGGGCUGCUUAGAGGAAGAUAUGGCACGUAUAUACAUUGCAGAACUAGUUCUUGCAUUGGAGUAUCUCCAUUCUUUAAAUAUCAUUCAUAGAGAUCUGAAGCCAGAUAACUUGUUGAUUAGUCCAAGCGGUCACAUCAAGUUAACAGAUUUUGGGCUCUCAAAGGUUGGUCUCAUCAAUAGCACUGAUGACUUAGCAGGACCAUCAGUUCCAAGUUCUGCCUAUCUUGGGGAAGAUAGAUCCACGAUGGAUGAAAAUUCACUCAAAAGAGAACAGAGGCAGAAAAAUGCAGUUGUUGGCACACCUGAUUAUCUAGCACCCGAGAUACUUCUCGGCAUGGGACAUGGUGCCACAGCUGAUUGGUGGUCAGUGGGUGUCAUUUUGUUUGAGCUGCUUGUUGGUAUUCCUCCUUUUAAUGCAGAACAUCCUCAGCAAAUUUUUGACAAUAUCAUUAACAGGGACAUACCUUGGCCCAAGAUACCAGAGGAAAUGAGCGUAGAAGCAUAUGACUUGAUUAACAAGUUGUUGAACGAAAACCCAAUUCAAAGGUUAGGUGCAACAGGGUCAGGAGAGGUAAAGCGACUUCCUUUCUUUAGGGAUAUCAACUGGGACACACUUGCAAGGCAAAAGGCUACGUUUGUCCCAUCUGCUGAUGCACAUGACACUAGCUAUUUUAUGAGCCGUUACAUUUGGAAUCCAGAAGAUGAGAAUGUCAAUGGAGGUAGCGAUUUUUAUGAGUUGAGUGAGAGUGGCAGUGCUUCAUUUGGCAGCAGUUCAUACAGCAAUCCACAAGAUGAAGAGGGAGAUGAAUGUGGUAAUCUAGCAGACUUUAGUACUCCUUCCCUGAAUGUGAAUUACUCCUUCAGUAACUUUUCGUUUAAGAACUUGUCACAGCUGGCUUCUAUUAAUUACGAUUUAAUUGGAAAGAACUCUAAAGAAUCAGUAGAAGCUGCAAACCCAUCGGUUCCUUGAGAAAAAGAGAUUGCAGCUUUUGCAGUUACAUGCUGUCUCUCUUUGUUUCUUAGUGCUUGAGUGGCAUUUCCACGACAAAAAUGUGAUGGCAUCAACCGUAAUAGGAUCUAUCCUCCACCUCAGCUAAGCCCCCAGGUGAAGAGAUGUUGAUCAUUUGGUUUAAUAGGUCCGCGUCCUGCCAAAUUGAGGGUUGUGCUGCAAACGGUACCGCCUUGACAUUCAAUGAUGUAUUUCAAGCACUGAAGAGAUCUCAAAUGGUGUGGAAAAUAAGUAGAUACCAUUUAAUUGCACCCUUCCCUUCUCCUCAACCCCUUUUGUUAGGGAUUGUACAUAAGUGAUCUUCAAUAUGGUAAAAUUUUGCAGUUUAUCAGUGUUCAGGAUGAAAUGGCCGUUGAACCACUGACAAUGCUUGUGGCAGUCCAAAUAGUAGACAUCUCCGGUAUUCUUGACUUAGUCCCUGCUAUUGGGAACCCCAAGCCUAGAUUCUCAAAAUUUCAAUAUCAAACCCAAAUUCUGGGGAAAACAAAGGUAUAACCAAAUCAAUCUUGGGAGGCCAUCAAAGUUGCUCCUCCCUUACCAAGAAUAUAGUAUGUUGAUGGAAGAUGGAAGUUUUACAAGCAAUCAGCCAAUCACUGUGAUCUCCAGAAACUCUGAUUUCUGAUUGUUACUACAGUAGAAGACAUUUGCUGAAAUUUAGUUAUCUAACAGUUUAGUCCUCGGAUC